Ilex paraguariensis (yerba mate) is the source of this 2703-nucleotide messenger RNA. Lineage: Eukaryota; Viridiplantae; Streptophyta; Magnoliopsida; Aquifoliales; Aquifoliaceae. The record is from the annotation of a GenBank genome assembly.
AUGAUUAGGGGGCCGUUAAUGGAGUUUUUGGGCUCUGAGACUAAGUCAUCAUGUAUUGGUGAUUCUUCUUCUAUGGAUGAACAUUCCAGGAUCAGUUCUAAUGAAAACAGUGAUGGGUUUUCUCGAAUCAAAUCAAAAAAACCAAUCACCAGGAAGACGAUCAAACAUUCGACAAAACGAAAAAGACUCGAAUGGCUUCCUGCUGUCCCUAGUUUGGUUCCUGAACCUGAGUUUUGCCCUGAAGCAAUCACUGAAUACACGUCUAAGUUGGACAAGUCUUCAAGCUCUUUGGCAUUGAAGGCAAGGAAACAUCUUUCAUAUUUGGGAUGGAAGAUCGAGUUUGUGAGAGACAAUGACAAGCCAAGACUACGAUAUAUUUCACAUGAUGGCAAGUGUUACCUUUCGCUUCGCCAGCUCUGUCUCAAUUUGAGGGACACUGGUUCAGUUUUGAUUUCCCAGGAUGAUCAUAGCAGUUCUGUUCCUUCUUGUGGUGGUUGGGUCUCAUCGCCACUACUAAGUACUAAAAAACCAUUACCAUGCAAGGAGGAACCAGUACCACCCAAGGCCAAUGUGGUUUCUCAUUUAAAUGGAGUUGUGGUUGAGCCUGAGUACUGUCCUCAGGCAGUAGAGGAGUAUUAUUUGGCAGGAUCAGAGGACAAAAAUGGCGGUCGUGUGUUGAACAGAGAUGUUAAGAUUGGGGGUGUGAGUAUGAUAUUGAAAGCAAAGAAGCACUUGUCAGCUAUCGGGUGGUCGUUUCAUUAUGUCAAGAAGAGAGGUGGCAGGGAAUUGAGGUACUGUUGUCCCGAUGGAAGAGUGUUUUAUUCUCUUAGAACAGCCUGCAAAUUCUGUAUAGAUGAAGGGGGACACUCUAGUUCUGAUACGAAGGUUCAUAAUUCUGAAAGAAGAGAAAACAUUAAUGUCAGCAAGGAAGCUAUGAACCAGUUAGCUGUUGAGGGAUCAUCGACUCCAGGAAUGGAAAGUCAGGGAAGUUUGGUAGCUGCUGAGAGAUCAUUGACUCCAGGAGUGGGAAUGCGGGGAAGUUUGGUGGCUGUUGAAGGAUCAUCACCACCACGAAUGGAAAUUGAGGGAAGUUCUGUAUCAGAGGAUGCAAUCCCGGAGAAGCAGGCAACAGAUUCUUCUUGUAAACGACUGUCAAUGGAACUUGAUGAACUUGGUAAUGUCAAAGGAAUUAAAAAACCCGAAAAAAGAAUAAAAAUUGGUGUACUAAAGUCUGCAUUUCCCUUCAAACAAACAAUCACAAAUGGUGAUUCAACACUGGAGAGGAAAGGAAAGGAAUCUAAAGCUUCGAUCAAACAAAGACACAACAUGGAUGGUGAUUUUUCUGCUUUUGUGGUGCCACGGGAGGUGGCUGUUCCUUCUUCCUCUCACCACCACACCCCUAGGACUGUAUUGUCAUGGUUAAUAGACAAUAAUGUGGUUUUGCCCUGGGCCAAAGUAUGUUAUCGUGGCAGAAAGGAUGGUCUUCCAAUGGCAAAAGGGCAAAUUACUCGUGAUGGGAUCAAUUGCAGUUGCUGUCAAAAAGUUUUUACUCUUAGUAAGUUUGAAGCUCAUGCUGGUAGUACUAAUCACAGACCUUCAGCCAAUAUUUUUUUAGAGGAUGGCAGGUCACUGCAGCAAUGCCAAUUGCAGUUGAAACUUGAUAAUAAUCAGAGAAGUGUAAUGAGAGAACCCCCUGAGAUGAAGGGUACUUGGCAUGACAGCUCAAAUGAUUAUAUCUGUUCUGUUUGUCACGAAGGCGGUGAAUUGAUUUUAUGUGAUCAGUGCCCAUCCGCGUUUCAUACAAGUUGCCUCGGUUUGAAGGAUGUUCCUGAUGGAGACUGGUUCUGCCCACCAUGCUGCUGUGGAAUUUGUGGUAAAGGCAGAUUCAAUAAGGACAGUGAACGAUUUACAUUCAAUACUGUUCUCAGUUGUGAUCAGUGUGGGCACCAAUAUCACAUAGGGUGCCUAAGAAAAAAGGGUAUUGUAAAGGUGUAUUGGAGUAAGAAAAAAAAUUGGUUUUGUACUCAAAAAUGUGAACAGGUGUUUUUGGGGCUGCACAGGCUUUUGGGGAAACCAGUUCCAGUUGGGGAGGAUAAUUUAACUUGGACUUUAAUGAAAUAUGUGGAGUCUGGUGGUUGUGGCCAUGGUGCUUCUGAUAUUGAGGCUUCCAUGGAGAAUUACAGCAAACUCAAUUUUGCUCUUGGAGUGAUGCAUGAGUGUUUCGAGCCUGUCAAGGAGCCUCGAACCAGGAGGGAUCUCGUUGAAGAUGUGAUUUUCAGUAGAGAGUCGGAGCUGAAUCGUUUGAACUUCCGAGGAUUCUAUACAGUGGUUUUGGAGAGAAACGAUGAGCUGAUUACAGUGGCUACUGUCAGGGUGUUUGGCGAAAAGGUUGCAGAAGUACCACUUGUUGCUACACGGUUUAAAUAUCGUAGACUUGGAAUGUGUCGAAUUCUGAUGAAUGAGCUUGAAAAGCAACUCAAGGAAUUAGGUGUGGAGAGGCUGACUCUGCCUGCUAUUCCUGGUGUGUUGAACACAUGGACCAGUUCAUUCGGGUUUUCGAGGAUGACAGAGUCCCAGAGAUUACGCUUGCUAGACUACACUUUCCUCAAUUUCCAGGGUACCACAAUGUGCCAAAAACUGCUACUGGAAAAUCCUUCCAAAAGGAUUAGGCCUAGCAAAAGGAAUCAAGAACAAAGUUCAUGA